AUGGGUCCACAUGGCCUGCCUCACACUCCCAACAUGGGUCCACAUGGCCUGCCUCACACUCCCAACAUGGGUCCACAUGGCCCGCCUCACACGCCCAACAUGGGUCCACAUGGCCCGCCUCACACGCCCAACAUGGGUCCACAUGGCCCGCCUCACACGCCCAACAUGGGUCCACAUGGCCCGCCUCACACGCCCAACAUGGGUCCACAUGGCCCGCCUCACACGCCCAACAUGGGUCCACAUGGCCCGCCUCACACGCCCUACAUGGGUCCACAUGGCCCGCCUCACACGCCCUACAUGGGUCCACAUGGCCCGCCUCACACGCCCAACAUGGGUCCACAUGGCCCGCCUCACACGCCCUACAUGGGUCCACAUGGCCUGCCUCACACUCCCAACAUGGGUCCACAUGGCCUGCCUCACACUCCCAACAUGGGUCCACAUGGCCUGCCUCACACUCCCAACAUGGGUCCACAUGGCCUGCCUCACACUCCCAACAUGGGUCCACAUGGCCUGCCUCACACGCCCUACAUGGGUCCACAUGGCCUGCCUCACACUCCCUACAUGGGUCCACAUGGCCUGCCUCACACGCCCAACAUGGGUCCACAUGGCCUGCCUCACACGCCCUACAUGGGUCCACAUGGCCUGCCUCACACUCCCUACAUGGGUCCACAUGGCCUGCCUCACACUCCCUACAUGGGUCCACAUGGCCUGCCUCACACGCCCAACAUGGGUCCACAUGGCCUGCCUCACUCCCUACAUACCUUCUGUUAUACACAAUUAGUGUUACAAGUUAAU
Procambarus clarkii (red swamp crayfish) is the source of this 795-nucleotide messenger RNA. RefSeq lists its product as uncharacterized. The record is from RefSeq and is a predicted model, not a curated record. NCBI's taxonomy places the organism in Eukaryota, Metazoa, Arthropoda, Malacostraca, Decapoda, Cambaridae.